This is a messenger RNA of Oreochromis aureus, 2579 nucleotides long. RefSeq names its product transmembrane and coiled-coil domains 4 (gene tmco4). Lineage: Eukaryota; Metazoa; Chordata; Actinopteri; Cichliformes; Cichlidae. The record is from RefSeq and is a predicted model, not a curated record. The transcript is spliced from 14 exons. Bases 254 to 2239 code for a protein of 661 amino acids.
UGAUACCUUCACUUACCGUCGUACAUGUUAAAGUUGGACUUUAGCCACGGGUGCGACUCAAAAACAGUUUUUAUAGUAAUACAGAAAAUUGAAUUUUAGAAGCGAUUCUAUUAUUUGAUUGUUAUAACGGCAUAUACUGUACGUUUUACCAAGUAAGUUGACCACAUUAUAGACCGCGUUUGUCUUGUGCAUUUCACGUCAGACACGUCAAUGCAACAAAAGUUCAGUCUGCGGAGUUGUGAUAUCAAUAAUCAUGGAGGAAAAACAGAGCAGUACGGAAGCCAACAUUGCACCAGGGGGAGCAGGAACAACACGAGAUCGCCCAUGUGACCAAAGCCCUGAGAGAAUAAUCGGCAGACAGUUUUCUGAACAGAGCCGGUUUGCUUAUGCUGCUCUUUGUGGUGUCUCCUUGGGCCAGUUGUUUCCUGGAUCUGAAAAUAGCGUAUUUAGGGAGCAGUACCUACAGGCCUUAGUCCGCUGGUUGGAUCUGGAUGAGUCGGUGAUGCCAGUUAUGGGAGCCUUCCUGUCAGGUUUAGGCUUCGAGGGCUCUGACACCUUCCUCUCCACCCUGCAGGGCGAACCUCUCCUGGCGGCAGGGACCACCCCCAUCACGCAGGAUCUGGUGUCUUUUUCUGUCAAAGAUGGUGAGUAUGAUGCCAGGGCAAGGGUUCUCAUUCGUCACAUCAGCUGUCUGCUGCGAGUCUCUCCACAGGAGCUGGAGCAGUUUGAAGAAACACUAGGAGAGAGGCUGAGGGAAGGAGGAGAGGAGAGCAAAGAGGAGUCCUCACGGCGGCGGAAGAAAGAAAGAGGGCGAAAGCUACGGCGUUACCUCCUGAUUGGACUUGCCACUGUGGGUGGAGGAACAGUGAUCGGUGUGACAGGUGGGCUGGCAGCCCCUCUGGUGGCAGCAGGAGCAGGUGCUGUGCUGGGGGCCGGAGGUGCUGCUGCUCUGGGCUCGGUCACUGGCAUUGCAAUUAUGGCCUCUCUGUUCGGAGCAGCAGGGGCUGGACUGACUGGCUAUAAGAUGAAUAAGUGUGUUGGGGCGAUAGAAGAAUUUGAAUUCCUGCCAUUGAAUUCUGGGAAGCAUCUUCAUGUGACCAUCGCAGUGACAGGCUGGCUCUGUAGUGGUAAAUACAGUUCGUUCCAGGCCCCGUGGGGCAGUUUGGGCGAGUGUGGGGAACAGUACUGCCUAGUGUGGGAGUCACGCUUCCUCAGGGAUCUGGGCUCAGCCAUGACGUCUCUCUUGGAUGGGCUGGUCAGCAUGGUGGCUCAGGAAGCCCUAAAGUACACUGUGCUGUCAGGCAUUGUGACGGCGUUGACGUGGCCUGCCUCUUUGCUGGCAGCUGCCAGCGUCAUCGACAACCCCUGGUGUGUUUGUCUGAACCGUUCCGCCGAGGUGGGGAAACACCUGGCACAGGUUUUGAGAAGCCGACAGCAGGGGAAGCGGCCCGUCAGCCUCAUCGGUUUCAGUCUCGGAGCUCGAGUUAUCUACUACUGCCUGCAGGAGCUCGCCAGUGACCAAGGUAGUGAAGGAGUAGUGGAGGAUGUGGUCCUCCUGGGGGCCCCAGUAGAUGGCUCUGAGAAGGCCUGGGAGAGAAUGGCUAAAGUAGUAGCUGGAAAAAUAGUAAAUGGAUACUCCAGAGGGGACUGGCUCCUGGGGUUCUUGUACCGAAGUUCAGCUGCACAGCUGUCUGUUGCUGGCCUGCACCCAAUCAACAUCCAGGAUCAGCGCAUAAUCAAUGUGGAUCUUUCCUCUGUGGUUAAAGGUCACUUGGACUACAUGCGUCAGAUGGACACCAUCUUAGUAGCAGUAGGAGUUCCCACUAAAGAAGUGCCGGGAGCCUCUUUUGCAAUUCCUCAAUCUGUAACAGUCGCAAAGGGGACGGUGGGCAUCGCUGACGAAACCACCAAUGAGCGACAAGCGGCCAAGACACAAAAGCCUGAGACGCAACAAAGCAGAGAUGCGAAAGAGUUGGCAGAGACGGAGGAGACUGCUGACGGUUGGGAUAUCCCUGAUAUUUCAGAUUUGCUGGACUCAUUAAACGAUACAGAAUCAGACAGCAAAAUGUCACCGCAGAACAAUUCACCUCGUAUUUCAGACGAGAAGGCUCCUAAUAACACGACGGCCACUGAUCUGAAUGCCCGGUGUGACGGUGUAGACAAGGACGAGCAGGAUAAUGAACACAUAUCAUGGAGCUGGGAUGACACACACUGGACUACAGAGAACUCGCACAAGUGAAGGCGGCCAAACUUGUAAAGAGCAUGUUACUGGACCGGCUGCUUCCUUGUAAACUCUUCUCAAGUUUGUUUGUUUGGAUUUUUUUUGUUGUUAUUGGAGAAAAUAUUCAUUCCAUUCUCAACAAAGUGAAAUGCCAGAGACUGCACGAGAAUCGACAGCUUCCAGUGAAAAUCCCCUGAAUGAACUGUUUUGUUUGACUGCUUAAACACGGGUUUAGAUGUAUUGAUUGAAUGAUAAUUUUGGUUAUUGUAGAUAACUUUUUUUUAUAAAAAUGUAAAUAUGGUCAUAAUUUAUUUUACAAAUGUGCUUUGGGCAUUAAAAACCAGUGAUGUUUUGUGUG